Messenger RNA from Cricetulus griseus (Chinese hamster), 1955 nucleotides. The record is from RefSeq and is a predicted model, not a curated record. Lineage: Eukaryota; Metazoa; Chordata; Mammalia; Rodentia; Cricetidae.
CGUGCGCAUCACCGGAUGCAGGAAUCCAUUGGGUUUUCCGACUUGAGAAAAGCACUUUCGUCACAUUUUGUUCUCGCUCUGGAAGCCUUAACAGUCUCCAAGAUGUAAUAUAAGCUUCCGUAGCCGUCUCUAGCCCUCUUGGAUACUAAAAGCUUCAAAAUUACUCUUCUUUUUCUGUUUAUCUAGUCAGGCUCAAUAGAACGCCUGCCAUCAAGCCAUUCAGGCCCUGGCGGCUCAUUCAGCGCGGUGCCUUAUUCGAAAAUUGGAAUUUAACAGGCACCUCAGGAUUCCCAUUCCGUCUUUCUGGUUUAGAGAUUGCUACUGGUGUUGGAGAUCCCAGGAUCACCGUUUAAUGGAGAGAACUGUGUGCUUUCCUUCCUAUUAAAUCACUCCUAAAGCAUAAUCUUGAUGUGUUUGUAAAGGACAAACAAAAAGUCUCCUUUUUAAGAAUUCUGCUUCAACUAUCGUCAACUUCCAGUCUCUUAAUUUUCCAUCGCAGAGUGGAGCUGUUUCUUUUUUAACCCUCAUUCAACGCACUGCAGAAUGACCUAUUUGUUAGGUUUUCGGAACAUUCAGAAACUUUGGAGGAGCACCCCUUGCUUUGAGCUGGGCCUUGCGACCUCUCCUGUCUCUUUAUUUCUCGGGGUUACCAGGAACCAACACAGAUGGCUUUGUGUUAAAACCACAUUCCCUCUAAAUAGCAAAGCAAUAAAUCUGCUGGUUGCCAAGACUAGAACACUCAAGGAAGAAAAUGACAGCAGUAGGCAAGUUUCUUCUGAUCAUUAUUUUGCUGCUGGAGCAGCCAAGAAGAGGGCACACUUAAAUAACAACCUGCAGCAGAGAGAUCAUGCCGUGUCACGUAAGAGAGGCACUAUUGAAGUUCCAACUACACCCUUGAACUCUGAAGAGUGGGAUCAACUUAAAGAAGAUUUCAAAGGGAAGAUCAGUUUUGAAGAUAAGGUCAUUUCACAGAUGGUACGAAACCGUAGUUCUGUAGAUGUAGCUAAGUCUCUCCUGGCAUGGGUAGCAGCAAAGAACAAUGGCAUUGUAGGGUAUAAUUUACUCGUCAAGUAUUUGUAUCUCUGUGUCUAUCAUAAGGAGACAUCAGAAGUUAUUGAUGUCUAUGAAAUCAUGAAAGCCAAGUACAAGUGUUUAGAAACUGGGGCUAACAGCAUUCUCAUCCGGGGAUUGAUCCACUCAGACAGAUGGAGAGAGGCCUUGCUGCGGUUAGAAGAGAUUAAGAAAGUCACGAUCCCUUCAAAAAAGAACUACAAUGACUGUAUACAGGGAGCCCUCUUUCAUCAAGAUGUGAACUUGGCUUGGAGUUUGUAUCAGGAAUUGAUAGAUCAUAAUCUCAUUCCUCUGUUGGACACUUUAAAGGCCUUCUUUGAUUUUGGCAAACACAUAAAUGAUGAUCACUAUUCAAACAAACUACUGGACAUUCUUUUGUAUCUAAGGAAUAAUCAAAUGUUUCCUGGAGAGUCAUUGGCACAUAGUAUAAAAACAUGGUUUGAAAGUAUUCCUGGAAGACAAUGGAAAGGACAAUUCACUACAGUCCAGAAAAGUGGCCAGUGUUCAGGCUGUGGUAGAGUCUUAGAGUCUAUUCAUCUGAGUCCAGAAGAAUAUGAAUUUCUCAAGGAGAAAAUCAUGAGGCAUGUGAUAGAUGGUGGUGACCAAUAUAAAAAGACAACACCACAGGAACUGAAGAGAUUUGAGAAGUUUGUAAACUCCUGUCCUCCUUUUGAUAUUGUUAUUGAUGGCCUCAAUGUUGCAAAAAUGGUUUUUAAGAAUCGUGAAUCUCAAACUCUCCUGGAUGUAGUGUCUCAACUAGCCCAGCAAAAUCUACGACUGCUGGUCCUGGGCCGGAAGCACAUGCUAACACCGAGUUCCCAGUGGAAAAAGGAUGAGAUGAAACAGGUGCAAGAGCAAGCGGACUGCUUUUUUGCUGAUAAUAU